AUGGAUGGGGCCGGCGAUGCCGAAUAUGAAGCCGAAGAGCCUGAUGAGGAAGCCGAGUUGGGCUUCAUAGGGGCUCUGGAUGGCGAGGGCGAGGCUGACCCCGAUGGGGACCCUGCUGACGGCAGGGAAGAUGGAAGCGGAGGUGAUGGAGCGCUUCGUUCCUCACCUGGUGCCGACAACUCUGGAGCCGGGAGCUCCACGGAUCCCCCGGCACCCAAGGCAAAGGCCAAAGCGGGAACCACCAGUUCAACCGUAGUGGGCCUAAGGAUGGCCGAUAUGAGUGUGCUGAACAAGCUUCAGGAGAGGCGAAGGGAGCUUGAAGCUCAGAUCGCCGAGGUGGAGGCCAAGGGCAGCGAAGGUGAUCAAGGGGAGCUCACCAUGCAUCGACUGAUGCUGGAUAUGGUUAAGGGUCAGAUAAGGAGGGCCCAGGAGCUCAAAAGGAACCGAGAAGCGAGGAUCUCGGCCAGGCUUCAGGCCGACCUGAAUGCGGGUCACAACCCGCGGCUGGCAAAGCGGAAAGAAAAGAGCCGCCAGAGGGCGGCCAAGCACCGACAGAGCCUCAGGCUAGGGCAAGCCAAGGCACGGGUCAGGAGAGAGGAAGCCUUGGAGAGGAGGUUCAACAUACCCGAGAGGGCACGCAAGCAGGAUGAAUAUCCGUUGCUGCCCAGUGCUGGGUCCAAGGUGGCUGCACCACCCUCUCGCCGAGAAAAGGCUAUGAUGAGGGGCGAAGGCGAGGACCGCGAGCACUCUGGGGAUGAGCUCGACGAGCCCAAGGAAAGGGACUGGAGUGCCAAGCCUCGACGGUUAACUCCGGAGGGCCGCGAAGGCAAGAGGCUGCGAGAGCAGAAGAGGAAGAAAAGAAGGGCUCAGGAGAUGAAGGAAGAAGGCAUCUCCGAGCUCACCCUCAGCCAGAAAAGGAAGGUGGAGGAGGCAAUCGCCUCUGCACCUUGGAGGGCCGAGCCCAAGACCCGAGGCAGGCCCCAGCUGAACAAGUACAGCCAGAUGUUCUCGAGGUUUGUGAACUACCUCAAGGGCUACCGACCAGUCCUGCCAGAGAAGCAGAUCCGCCGCAGGGGUCUUGCAAAGCAGUACCAGGCUGCAACCCGGUUCCGCGCAAGGGUUGGAAUCCGGAGAAAACUCCGGGCCUUGACCCCGAGGGGCACGGUGGGCGAAACGAUCGCCAACCGGGACCUGGAUGAUGACAGCGACUGCCACUCGUGCCACAGCAGGCGUGUGAAGACAACCGAGCCUGCAGACCGCUUUUACAAGAAGCGGCGGGCAGCACGGGCCAAGCAAAAGGCCAAAGAGCUCCUGAGCGAAGACGAGGAAGAUGAGCCCACCAGGUGGUGGGGGUUUGGUGGAGCCGCUUCGGCCACCACCAUCCAAGUGAUCCUGGAUAGUGGGGCGAGCCACAAUGUGAUCCCACAAGAGUGGGUGAAGCACCUGGAAUGGGGACCCGCCGAAGGACCGGCAGGCUUCCGCACCGCAGAUGGAAGCUGGCUGCCAAACCUCGGUACGGCCGUGGUGUCUUUGAGGUCGACCGAAGGGUUUUCCUUUAAGGUCCGGUUUUGCGUGGCCUCGGUGCAGCGUGCGCUUCUCAGCGCGACCCAAGUGCUGAAGCUUGGGCACACGAUCGUCCUGAAAGGAUCGAGAGCGGUGAUCCAUGUGAAAGGAAGCAAGGAGAAAACUUUGGUGUUCAAGAUCCUUGGGCCCCCUCCGGUAGCUAGUUCUCCCGACCACUUUUUCAUAGGAUCAGAAGGAGAAGAGGACAAAGCCGAGGAGGAAAGAAGCAAAGCAAAGGAACAGGCAAAGGAAGGGGCAGGAAGCCCGACGCGCAAAGCAAAGGAAAAGCCAGGAAGCCCAACGCGCAAAGCAGAGGAAAAGCCUAGGUCUAACUCGGGCAAGAAUCGAUCUGGGUCCCUUUAUGUGGGUGAAGCCGGUAGUGCUGAUCCACCAAGGGAGGAAGCUGCUUCAGCGUCCUCCCAGCCACAGGUCGAUGAGGGUCAGUCUGCUCAGCCGUUGGCCCGGCCAGACCGACCAACGCCCGAGAUGAUAGCAGCUCAUGAGGUUUCCCAUGUUCCAUACAGGAGUUGGUGCAGAGCCUGCGUUGCAGGUCGUGGUCGAGCUUACCAGCACAAAGCUUCGGGUCAAGAGUCCACGGUGCCUGUCAUCAGCAUGGACUACCUCUACUUCAAUGAGAGGACCGAUGGUGCUGGACUGCCCACCAUAGUCCUUCGCGAUCGCCACUCGAAGGCUAUCUUCUCGCACCUCCUCCCGUGCAAGGGAACGACUGGAUCUACGCACCCUGAGCGAGCUAUCUUGAAGGACCUUGAAUUCCUAGGGUACAAGAAACUGGUCCUGAAGAACGACCAAGAAGCUUCUAUCAAAGCUCUAUCUCUCGCUGUUCGCAAUGGCUUCAGUGGGGAGAUUGUCCCCGAGGAGUCACCUAAAGGGGACCACCACGGACAGAGCAACGGGGAAGCUGAGAGGUCCGUUCAGACAGUGCAGGGUUUAGUGCGGACCCUGAAGGCCAGUUUGACCGAGAAGGGCAUUACCCUUGAACCCACCUCAUCCGUGUUUGCCUGGAUGAUUGAAUAUGCUGGUGUGCUGCACACCCUGUUCAGUCAAGAACUCCAUGAGGGGCUGACGCCUUUUCAGCGAAUAAAAGGGCGCAAGUGGCAAGUGGCUUUGCCAUGCUUUGGUGAAGCUGUGGACUUCCGCCGCAAUACGCGCUCAAAGCUGGAUUCGCGAUGGCAAUCAGGAGUUUAUCUGGGCCUACGUCUGCAAAGCACGGAGAAGAUCGUGGGGACCAACCAAGGGAUCUUUGUGGUCCAGAGCAUCAAGCGGAAACCCGAGGGCCAACAAUGGGAUUCCGACUUGGUCAAGGCAGUUCGUGGAUUGCCCUGGAAGACCUCACCGGACGAGACUGGAGAUGGUGCUCGAUUACCCGAGCCACUGACCGUUCGAGCUCAGGUUGAGGAGGGACUGCCUCCACCUGCUCGUGAACUGGUUAAGCCCGAGGUAGCACCCUUCAGGCGUACCUACAUCCGCCAAUCUGACCUAGACAAGUUUGGGUAUACGGCUGGAUGCGAGGCAUGCUCAGCAAUCCGUGAGGGUCGAAGGAGAACGGGCAUCAACCACACUGAGCACUGCCGCUCAAGGAUCAUGGAAGCCCUAAAGGACUCAGAAAGCGGAAAAGCCCGACUGGAACGCGAAGAGCAACGGGAGAGUGAAUUCUUCGACAAGGUGAAUACCGCGGAAGAAAAGAAGAGGAAGGUUAGCACAGGGCAGGAGGCGUCUUCGUCCAUAGAACCUCCAGUGGCCCAACCUUCCAGACCUUUGACCAUUGCUCGCCAACCGCCUUUGAGACCAGAGGUUCCGAGUGAACCUAGCUCUCUGCCACCUGGUGGUGCGGCUGCUUCAGCUGCGCCCAGUGGGGGCCAGAAGAGAAAGAGUGAAGGCGGGGGGGACGAAGGUCGUGCCGAACUGGCACCUCCUGACGAAAGGUCCGAGGGUCAGAAGCGGAAAUCACCUGAGGAUGCCGAGGGCAUGAUCGAAGAGCUCAUUCUGCAAGAGCGCGAAGGUUUCAUUGCCAGUGUCGAGAACGAGGAACAACCUACAUGCGACCUGGAGGAUGACUUGUGGGAAGAAAAGUUCUACGACGAGAAUACUGGUAAAGAGCUUCCCGCCGAAGGUGUCAAGCAAGCCCGCAUGGAAGAGAUACAAGUUAUCAAAGACAUGCAGGUUUGGGAGCCGAUUCCAAGACCCCCUGGUGAACGGGUCAUCGGCACCAGAUGGAUUGACAUCAAUAAGGGGGAUGAUCUUCGAAAGAAACUGCGCUCAAGGCUGGUAGCACAAGAACUGAAGAGAAAGAAAGGAGUUAACGAAGAUCCGAGCUGGAUCGAGUUCUUUGCGGCAAUGCCACCAUUGUCUUCGUUGCGGGCUCUAUUCACGUUGGCUACAACUGGGCGCGUACCCGGCCCAAACAAGAAAGCCUUUCAGAUGAACGAGCAUGGUGAAGUAUGUGUGCUGUUCAUUGACGUGAAGAAAGCUCACUUCUGGAGUCCAGUUAGGAGGCGACUCCUCGUGGAGCUACCACCAGAAGCUGGGGAAGGACCUGACAAGGUCGGCCUUCUCAAAAGAAGCCUCUACGGAACCCGUGAUGCACCGAGCAACUGGGAACAUGCCAUCAAGAAGGUAAUGACUGACUUGGGGUUCAAGCAAGGGGUGUCCAACCCAUGUCUUUACUUUCACCCCGAGCAUGGCUUACGUUGCAAUGUGCAUGGAGACGACUUCACAGUCGUCGGGGGCUACAACAAGCUUCAAUGGUUGAUUGAGUCACUUCAGAAAGCGUGGACAAUCGAGGUGCGAGGAAUCUUGGCACGGCCCGGCUCGAGCCUGCCAGGAGUUACUCACAGCAUCUCUGUGCUGAACAGAUUGGUUACGUGGACCAAUGAGGGGAUUGAGAUGGAAGCUGAUCCUCGCCAUGUUGACCUGGUGUUGGAACAUCUGGGUUUGAAUAACUCCAGCCCUGUUACCACACCGCUUGUCAAGAGCACAGGGGAUGAAGAUGAAAGUCCACUCUCCAGGGAAGAUGCUGGACUCUACCGGUCCAUAGCAAUGAGGAUUGGGUAUCUGUCAAGUGACAGACCCGACAUGCUUCGGACUGUGAGGGAACUUGCUAAAGGACUCAAGGAGCCCACUCAAUAUCACUGGAACCUGCUCAAGCGCGCAGGGAGAUACUUAAGAGGGGCACCUCGCCUCGUGCAGCUUAUCCCUCACCAAGAAGGGUUCAGUGUCAUCCAAGGAUGGAGUGACACAGAUCAUGCUGGAUGCGUUCGCACAAGAAAGUCCACAACCGGGACCGUCGUGCAACUAGGGAAGUCCGUCAUCAAAGCCACUGCGAAAGGGCAGGCAGUCAUAGCACUAUCCAGUGGGGAAGCUGAAUACUACGGCCUGAUAUCCACCACCAGCGCAUGCUUGGGUGAACAAGCAAUGUUGACUGAUUGGGGCAUCAACUGCCCUGUGGUCAUCAACAUGGACGCCACCACGGGCAUAUCCAUUGGAAGCCGAAGGGGUUUGGGACGUGUAAAACACAUCCACACCUGCUUCUUAUGGGUUCAAGAGGUGAUCGAUUCCGGCCGAGUUAAGCUGAAGAAAGUCCCUACGGAAGAAAUGCUGGCUGACCUGAUGACCAAACCUCUGGACGCUAAGCUGAUCCAGAAGUUCCUGCAAGGAAUGGGAUACAACAACAGAGCGGGACGACAUCCUUUGGCCCUGAAGACGUGA
This is a messenger RNA of Symbiodinium sp. CCMP2592, 5289 nucleotides long. Lineage: Eukaryota; Dinophyceae; Suessiales; Symbiodiniaceae. The record is from the annotation of a GenBank genome assembly.